CAACGUAGGCUACACGAUACGCGUCGUGGCUGAAACAUUCACUUCAAGUCCCAUGAUUCCGCUUGGGUGCAUCUCGCAGAUAACGGCUGCGCGUGUGAUCUCAAUCGCCUGCUCGCGUACACCAGGAGGCGGGAGCAGCUCGAGCGGCUAGGGAACCCACAGCCAGGAGAUAAAAGCGUGCGUGGGAGGGACUGGAUAAGCUCCCCUCGCAGCUAACACCACAGCAACGGGGCGGGUGAAUAUAAACACAUUCUGAUUAAACUCAGAGCCUGCUGAUAGCCACCAUGUUUCAACGAGGAGAGGACGAGGCGGGAUAAAUGAAAUGAACGGAGGAAUGGUGUGGACGAUGCUGUGCUGAGGACACAUUGAGAGUGAGUCAGCUUGCUGUUGAAGCGGAUGGCUUCUCAAGAGCUACUUUCAGACAAGGAUGCGCGACAAUACGAUCCGACGAAUGUCCUUGCAUGGGUUCUCAGCGCUCUGCACAUGCGCAGGACGGACAACUCAACAGGAGGACUCCCGUCGAAAGACCGCGAGUGCAGCGCGAGCAGGGCCUGCCAGGGAUGGUGUAAUUCAGCACCAAGGACGGCGCCACACAUAGGGGGUGGCGGCGAGGUGAGACUAGGUCACCUAGCGGAAGAGAAAGUCAUAGUUUGCUGCGACGAGGAAUUGGAGACGUCUUUUACGUACGUCGAUGAGAAUGUAAACCUUCGACUGGCGAGCCCAGACUCCAGUCGCAAAGGUAACCACAAAGCCACGUGCAAUGGCGACAACCCCUGCGGUGCCGAGUCGUUGCCAGAACUAUCCUUCGAGGAUCUUUCCUUCGGGGACAGUUUCGAGACCUCUUUAGACCAAGGUUUUGUCUGCGCGGUGACAUUCCUCGUCACGGGGAUCUCCUUGGUCAUCAUAUCGUACGUGGUGCCCCGCGGCGUGGCGGUGGACCGCGAGAGUGUGUCCGCCAGAGAGAUGGAGAGGCUGGAGAGGGAGGGCGCCCGGGUGGGAGCCCACCUGGACCGCUGCGUGAUCGCAGGGCUGUGUCUGCUCACGCUGGGCGGCGUGGUGCUCUCCAUCCUGCUUAUGAUCUCCAUGUGGAAGGGGGAGGUGUACAGGAGGAAGGCCUUGGCCUACACCAAGAGGUCCACCAAACUGUACGGCUCCAUCAACCUGGUGGCCAGAGCGAGUCCCAGCCAGUCCAACACCCAUUUGGAAGUGGAUGUGGAAGAAACUGUGACUUGAUUAUCUUUAAAAAAGCAUUAAGUGCAUUUGAACACUGCUCUUCCUUUUCAAGGGCACGUGAAGAACGUUCAAAUAUUGAAAUGCUAUUUUUGUCUGUAACCCAUAUACAUGAAUAUCUUCUGGCAGUAGCCUGCAUAUUCAGCGUUACAUGUUUUUGUCAACAUAGCCAUUUAUUAUUGUGUAAGUCUGCACAUAGGACUGACCUGGAAAAGUGUUCAUGCAGCUUGGAAACUAUUUCUUGUGUCCACAUAAUGGUUGAUAUAAGCUGAUAAUAGACACAGAGAAACUAUUUCAAAGGAAAUUCUUCUAAUUUUCGAAAUAAAUGGAAGAAAAGCCGCAGAGCGUUAAACCGAAGGGUGGAGAUCCUUAGAGGCUUGGGUCACACGUUCUGGAUACCUUUUUAAUUUGUGCCGAAGAACUUUUAGAGCCUCCAUUUACUACUGAGGCAGCUAUUCAUAUUUAAUGCGUAUGUCUCCCGACAGUGAAAUGCUGCAUGCACCACACAACGGUCACACACACACACACACACACACGCACACGCACACACACGCACACGCACACAC
Molecule: messenger RNA, 1796 nt
Organism: Gadus morhua (Atlantic cod)
Lineage: Eukaryota; Metazoa; Chordata; Actinopteri; Gadiformes; Gadidae
Gene: tmem74
Product: transmembrane protein 74
Exons: 2
Coding region: 397-1233 (278 amino acids)
Source: RefSeq, a predicted model, not a curated record